Messenger RNA from Nezara viridula (southern green stink bug), 1629 nucleotides. The record is from the annotation of a GenBank genome assembly. Lineage: Eukaryota; Metazoa; Arthropoda; Insecta; Hemiptera; Pentatomidae.
AUGAGCGGGUGUACGCCGACAGCUGCGAUGAAGCAAACAAUGCCUCCUCGAUCCCGGGGAAGCGAAGUGCCUCCUUUGGCUAUUGCUUACAUUGUAGCUUUAGUUACGACUUCCCUUCUUACGGAGUCCCUAAACAAAACUCUAACGGAUAAUUUUGGAGUUUGGGGAGAUCUCCUCGGACAUAGACCAGAAGUAGAUGACCGCAUACAUAGUAUAGGUGUUUCCUUCCCUCAACCAAUCAGAACUACCCCAGCUGUUCAAAUAGUAACCCUCAUAUGUUCCCGAUUCCUUAGGGAAGUCUCUUCUCUUCGGCCUUCUAAUGAAAUCAACGGUUCGAGGAAUUGUGGCAAUGCUGAGCUAGAUCUGUCCGGAACGGAAGGACAUCACCUCAAGUCUAACCGUAUUGUCAACGGAAGCAGUGGGGGCGGCGGGCGAGGGGAAGGCCCACCCUCGCCGGCCCAACCCCACCCAGUCGUCUACAGGGUCAUCGGCUCCAGGCACAUAAAGAAAGCAGACAGCAGCCAGCAGACAGAUACAAGUGCUUUCAGACAAGUCUGUCCAUCGAAUCAGUGGAAAAGCAGCAGCCUGCCAAGGGGCGAUAGUAGAAGUGACCUAGAGAGGCGAGAACUGGAAGGCAGGUCGAGGGAGAAGAGAAGUCAGCAGGCAUCCAACGGUGUUCAGAGGAAGCAGGAAAAGAAAAGAAGCAAUGCUGGAUCUAAAGAGGAAUUAGACGUUGACUACUGUAAUGAGGAGAGAACUACUAAAGGAGGGAGCAGCAGCGGAAGCAGUAGCAGCAGCAGCAGCGGAAGCAAAGGGAAGAGCAAGGGAGUGCCGCCGACGUUCGGCUACGUCAAGAGGUCCAUCAACGGCAACGUCAGCGACUCCAGGACUGCUCAAACAGAGUACUCGCUGAGCCCUCAGCUGUCGGCGGGUACCAGGGAGAGGCUGAUGAUGGCCUCUCCAAAGCAGAGGCACAUCGACGGCUCACUCUCAGACUCCAAUUACGCAGAAAUCUCGAGCCCGUACAGCUCUUGGUUGAGGCACAGCGGAGCGUAUACUGCUUGGGUCGAUGAUAGAGGCGGAGAGCAUAGAGUCGCUGCCGGCGCAGCUCCACCAUCGAGCCAGCCUCACCCAUGCCAGGCUCAUCGGGUCUCCUGCGACCGCUCCAAGGCUCAGCAGAAGCAACAGCAUCAGCUAUCUCAGAGAUCGGACGUUCCCAAGGUAGGAUCGACUAAAUCAGAAAAGCUUUACCCGUCGAUGCUACAACGUUCGGAAGAGGUCGAACCUUAUUAUAGCAUACCCUAUAACAUCGGUGUGGGUCAUCACCAUUCCUCGCAACCAACCAGCCCGACUCCUAGUCAGCUUUCUCAAGGAGCUCCCAAUAGGUUUAAUUAUCCAAUAUCUCCUGUUAGUUCUUCACCUUCUAGUCACGGAAUGAGCCGCAAUUAUAUCGGCAUCAUGACCAAAAUGAAUUCGAAAGAUGAUGAUGUUCAUGGAUCAGCUGUAAGUCUUGUUUCGACUGCCUCAUCCCUGUAUAGUACGCCCGAAGAGAAACAAGCCCACGAAGUGAGGAAACUUCGAAAAGAAUUAUCCGAUGCUCAAGAGAAGUUCAAACUACUUUUAUUAUGA